This is a messenger RNA of Aspergillus sclerotioniger CBS 115572, 1551 nucleotides long. RefSeq names its product MFS general substrate transporter. Gene Ontology annotation, biological process: transmembrane transport. Gene Ontology annotation, molecular function: transmembrane transporter activity. Gene Ontology annotation, cellular component: membrane. The coding region runs from base 1 to 1551 and encodes 516 amino acids. The transcript is spliced from 4 exons. The record is from RefSeq and is a predicted model, not a curated record. Lineage: Eukaryota; Fungi; Ascomycota; Eurotiomycetes; Eurotiales; Aspergillaceae.
AUGCAAUCAGAAGACGAAAAACACCCCUACAAGCCUCCCACGCCUGAGACCGAUUCCGCGUCGUCGGAGAGCGCCCGCCACGAUGGAACCGCAUCCGUGCCAGCAUCACAACUCGCGCCCUUCAGCAACACCCGCGCAAAUUCCACCAUUGUCGUCCUCACGGGGGUCAGCUUCCUCAACACCAUGGGAUCCGGCAUCCUGACCGUGGCGCUCCCUAACAUGUCGGCCGACCUCCACCUGAGUGAGGAUAUUAUGCUAUGGCCGGCAUCGGUCUACGCGCUCGCGGCGGGCUGUACCCUGUUGCUCUUUGGUUCCAUCGCCGAUGCGGUGGGCGACAAACUCAUCUGGUUGACUGGCAGCAUUCUUUAUGCGAUUUUCACAUUGGCUUGCGGGUUUACUCAGACGGGCAACCAGCUCAUCGCCUUCCGGACGUUGUUGGGUCUCUGGAUUGCCAUGUGUUUGCCCUCAGCGGUCAGCUUGAUGACGCGCAGUUGUCCGUCAGGCACGCGGCGGAACAUUGGGUUUGCGUCAAUGGGGAUGGGUCAGCCUCUGGGCUACUCGGUAGGGCUGAUCCUGGGGGGGGUGUUCGUCGACACCAUCGGAUGGCGCUACGGGUACUAUAUUAGUGCGAUCAUCAAUGCCACCUUAUCCGCCACGGCCUUCUGGGCGCUACCCGCCGUGAAACAGCGCGGUGGUGACGCAUGGUACAAGAGAGUUGCAAGAAUCGAUUGGAUUGGAGCAAUCAUCAUCAGUGUUUCUCUGGCAUUGCUGUGUUUUGUGAUGGCUGAACUCUCCGGGAGUUAUCGUAACAUUCGCACUGGAUACGUCAUUGCGCUGCUGGUAAUCUCCAUUGUGCUGAUUCCCACGUUUGUCGCUUGGAUGGGAUGGCGCCAGCGACGGGGGCAACCGGCCCUGAUUCCCAACAGUAUCUGGCAGAACACCACAUUUACCUCAACUUGCAUUAUAGUGUUCUUUACCUGGGCGGUUUUCAAUGCCUUCCAGUAUUUUUCAUCGCUCUAUUUUCAAAACAUUCAGCAUCACUCCGCGCUCAUCUCAGCCGUCAUGUUCCUGCCGCUGGUGAUUGUCGGGGCGAUCACCAAUCUCUUCACCGGGUACGUAGUCGACAAAGUCGAAGUUCGCACCCUGGUCUUUGUCUCUGCCUGCGUCAGCACCAUCUCUCCUAUCCUGAUGGCAUUGGUCAAGCCGAGUUGGGGGUAUUGGCGGGGGCCAUUCGUCGGGAUGCUCCUGAGCCCGCUUCAUCCAGACGUGCUGUUUACCGUGUCGAACCUGAUCAUCUCACAGGCCUAUCCGGGGGAAAACCAAGGACUGGCCGGGGCCGUGUUUAAUGCCGUUUCACAGAUCGGCAAUUCUGUCGGCUUAGCCAUCAGCGCAGUAAUUGCUGCCUCGGUUACAGCGCACUCGGACGGGGACCUGCUCAAGGGCUAUCAAGCAGCCUAUUGGCUCAUGUUUGCGGCCAUGAUAGUGGUCUGUGUGGUCAGUUUUGUGGGACUCCGCUCCGGUGGAAAAGUGGGUGGCAAGAAAGAUGAGUAG